Molecule: messenger RNA, 1136 nt
Organism: Populus trichocarpa (black cottonwood)
Lineage: Eukaryota; Viridiplantae; Streptophyta; Magnoliopsida; Malpighiales; Salicaceae
Product: vesicle-associated membrane protein 727
Exons: 6
Coding region: 196-912 (238 amino acids)
Biological process (GO): vesicle-mediated transport
Cellular component (GO): membrane
Source: RefSeq, a predicted model, not a curated record
UAAAAUAAAAAAACACCAACAUCUCUCUAGCACAUCUCUCAACGGCUCAAGAACAAGUCUUGGACUCCCAGCAAAGUCCAGGUUCCCCCUUAAUCUCUCUUCCUUACUUCAUCUUGACUUGGAUCAGAUUUUUUACGACAAGAGUUCAUAUUAUUUUUGAGGAUCCUGAGGUGAAGGGAAACGAUAAUUUUAAGGAUGAGUAGUCAGAGAGGCUUGAUAUAUAGUUUCGUGGCAAAGGGAAAUGUGGUUUUAGCAGAGCACACUUCAUAUUCAGGGAACUUCAGUACCGUUGCUGUUCAGUGUUUACAGAAGCUCCCUUCCAAUAGCAGCAAGUACACGUACUCUUGUGAUGGGCACACGUUUAACUUCCUCAUUGAUAAUGGAUUUGUUUUUCUUGCUGUUGCAGAUGAAUCGGCUGGGAGGGGUUUGCCUUUUGUAUUUCUUGAACGAGUGAAGGAUGAUUUUAAACAGCGGUAUAGCGCCAGUAUUAAAAAUGAGGCACACCCACUAGCUGAUGACGAUGAUGAUGACGACUUGUUUGAAGACCGAUUUAGCGUCGCCUACAAUCUUGACAGGGAGUUUGGGCCAAGACUAAAGGAGCAUAUGCAGUACUGCUUGAACCACCCAGAAGAGAUCAGUAAGCUAUCCAAGUUAAAGGCUCAGAUCACGGAGGUCAAGGGUAUUAUGAUGGACAACAUUGAAAAGGUUUUGGACCGUGGAGAGAGGAUUGAACUUCUGGUAGAUAAAACAGAAAACCUCCAGUUCCAGGCUGACAGCUUCCAGAGGCAAGGAAGGCAAUUGCGACGGAAGAUGUGGCUUCAGAAUCUCCAAAUGAAGUUGAUGGUGGGAGGAGGAGUCCUUGUCGUAAUUCUGAUCCUGUGGUUUGUUGCUUGUGGAGGUUUCAAAUGUUAGACUGCUAGGGUAGCAAGAUGGCUAAUGUAGUAGCAUUUGCAGUUUGCUUUAUAUUCUGUUGUACAGUGGUGAUUGAAUAUGGAGACUACUCCCGGAAUUUAGAUCUACCCUUUCAACAUUGUAAUUAAAUAUCUGCACUUGAUAAUCGUUCUGUAUUUCUGUUGAUAUCACUUCUUUCUGUAGAAGUUGUGGCCUAACUGAAUGAAUAAUUCUUUGAACUUAAA